AUGCUUGAAAUGUUUGUUACACGAGCGCUUCCUUUACCAAGUGACUUAUUCAUCCAUUAGCAGGCGGAAGACAGUAACGUUGAAUGAAAGCUCACCACCAGCAUGUCUUAUGCUAAACGCAUUACGUCUUUGAAAGGUGUACACAUCGUGUGCGUAAUCAGUUUGAUGAUCCAUUCGUCAAGUCAUGUGAUGAGUGACAACAUCUCUGCGUUAAGAUGUCUAGCAGAAGUCAUAAAAUCAUUCAACAGGAUCCAAUCUUGUAAUUUUAACCUCGACGCAGUUUGCCACCCAAAUGAAAUUUCGUGUAAGAACCAAGCACUAAAGUGUAUCGGAUAUCACACAUUUCGGGAAAUGAAAAUUUCAAUCAGUGUAUGGUCAAACACUUCUCUGAUUAUGAAAAGUCAACGUAAAUCCAGAUUUCCUUGGCCUUCCCGCUGUUUCUGUCACCACAUGGACGUGCAAUGUUCUAUGCAUAAUAGAUCGUUAGAUACUAUUGAUUUGAACUAUUGCUCCACAGAGUCAAAUGAUGACUCCACCAAAUACGGUUACACCAUCGGUGAAAUGGUUGGUUGUUCGAUUGGUGCUAUUUUAGCCAUUUUUCUAGGAAUAUUUGUUAUUCUUAAGUUCCUUCAAUAUAUGAAGUAUAUCAGAAUAUCGAUCGAGAACAAUAUACUUACCGGUACAGACAACAAUACUUCUGAUGAUGUCACGUCGGAUGGGAUAUACAAUGCAGUCGAUCAUAUGAUUCGGGUUUCUCUGCACUCAGACACUGAUAACUAUUCCCAUAUCCACCAAAGGAAUGUGAAGUCCACAGAACAACAUUACGAUCACGUAAUUCUAAUCAACACGGCAGCAGCAGGCAGAAUCGAACGUGCAAAAAUAGAAGAGACACAUAGUCUAUAAAGCCCACCCGAGUCACCUUAUCAAAGUUGUAAUAGCUGUGCAGGAACUGUAGAUCACGGCACCUGAUUAAGAUGAAGGAAAUAAUUCAAAUAUCCAUCACGUGUAUUUCAAGAAUGUAAUGAUUUGAAAACCUACGGUGAACAUGCUCUGACUAAAUGACCAUAGAGGAAACUGAAUCUGCACAGCAAGGUGAUAAUUGCACUUCAUAUUAGGCUAAACGAACAAGUUCUGCUUCUUGAAAUAUUUUUUCAUUGUUAGAAUAUGAAACAACUAUUUUGAUCCUGCCCAGGGCCAAGAUUUCACUCAACUUCAAUAAAAACACCAUACAUGACAUUAGUAUAUAUUCCUUUAUAUGACAUGAAAAUAUAUUUGAUGUACAUAAUUUACAUGCACAUGGCAUGGGUAUAUGUUUCAUUAUACAUAAUAAACACGACAUGAGUAUA
Ostrea edulis (European flat oyster) is the source of this 1346-nucleotide messenger RNA. RefSeq lists its product as uncharacterized. The record is from RefSeq and is a predicted model, not a curated record. Bases 103 to 903 code for a protein of 266 amino acids. The transcript is spliced from 8 exons. Lineage: Eukaryota; Metazoa; Mollusca; Bivalvia; Ostreida; Ostreidae.